Molecule: messenger RNA, 3530 nt
Organism: Oncorhynchus kisutch (coho salmon)
Lineage: Eukaryota; Metazoa; Chordata; Actinopteri; Salmoniformes; Salmonidae
Gene: c9orf72
Product: C9orf72-SMCR8 complex subunit
Exons: 11
Coding region: 440-1882 (480 amino acids)
Biological process (GO): autophagy; endocytosis
Cellular component (GO): autophagosome; endosome
Molecular function (GO): guanyl-nucleotide exchange factor activity
Source: RefSeq, a predicted model, not a curated record
UGUUUUCGGACAUGUCAGUUUCUAUUUACAGCACGUUUACCAACAUUAUAUGUACUAACGUUACAGCUUCGCUAGCUAGCUACUGCUUGUAAUGCAUACAUACGCCUAACUAACUAGUAAUGAGUCAGCUACUGGCUCUGUAUUAAGAUGUGUAGUUCUCCUUUUAUGUUUCACAUUAUUUAAACCCCAGAAAACAUUAACCUUGACCACUUGUAGACAGUAACCGAGCCUUUGACCAUGACUCUCAGUUCCAUUAAACAUAGCUAAUUGGACGAAGACGUCUUAUGUGGGAGUUUGGUUAAGAGCCGCGACACUCAAUCUGAACAUUAACAGACGUAGUUUACGCCACGCGCUUGUUUACAGAAAAUAGACAAGUCAAGAGGUGACCACUUGUGCUAGUUAGCCAUCUAGCAUGCACCUGGCUGUGUAGUUUUGUUGGAUGGAGGCACUCAUAGCUGUAUGGAUCUGUACAAAACUGCUACAGUACAGUAACAACAUGUCUUCUGGCCCACCUCAGUCGCCCGCAGUGGCUAAGACAGAGGUGACUGUCGAAGGAGAAUGCCCUCUCCUCGCCGCCACCUUUGCCUACUGGGACAACAUCCUAGGCCCGCGAGUGCGCCACAUCUGGGCUCCCAGGUGUGAGCAGCCGCUGUUGCUGAGUGACGGUGAAGUCACCUUCCUGGCCAAUCACACGCUGAACGGGGAGAUUCUGCGCAGCGCCGAGUGUGGAGCGGUGGACGUCAAGUUCUUUGUCCUAGCUGAGAAGGGCGUCAUCAUUGUCUCGCUGAUCUUUGACGGCGAGCUGAAGGGUGACAAGAACACGUGUGCCCUGUCCAUUAUUCUUCCACAGACAGAGCUGGCCUUCUACCUGCCCCUGCACACUGUCUGUGUGGAGAGGCUCAAACACAUAAUCCGCAAGGGACGCAUCUGGAUGCAGAAAGGCUACAACAUAAUUUCUGUGCUGACAUCAGAGAUUGUCCCCAUCAUGGAGCUGCUGUCCUCCAUGAAGACACACAGUGUCCCAGAGGACAUAGAUAUCAAGGACACCAUCCUAAAUGAUGACGACAUUGGAGACAGCUGCCAUGAAGAUUUCCUGCAUAAGGCCAUCAGUUCUCAUCUCCAAACGUGUGGCUGCUCCAUGGUGGUCGGAAGCAACCCAGACAAAGUCAACAAGAUAGUGCGAACACUGAGCCUUUUCCUCACCCCUGCUGAGAGGAAGUGCUCUCGGCUCUGUAAAGCUGACUCCUCUUUCAAGUACGACACAGGACUGUUUGUACAAGGCCUCCUCAAGGACUCCACGGGCAGCUUUGUCUUGCCCUUCCGCCAGGUGCUGUACUCGCCCUACCCGACCACGCACAUCGACGUGGACAUCAACACGGUGAAGCAGAUGCCACCCUGCCAUGAGCACACGUACAACCAGCGCCUCUACAUGCGCUCGGAGCUCAGCACACUCUGGAAGGCAGCCAGCGAGGAUGACAUCGCCCCCGACGCUGUCAUUCACAAUGAUGAGUCCUUCACCCCCAAUCUAAAUAUUUUUCAGGAUGUUAUGCAUAAAGACACUCUGGUGAAGUUAUUUAUAGAUGAGGUGUUCAUGCUGAAGCCAGGCCUCAAUCUGCGAAGUACUUACUUAGCCCAGUUCUUGCUGAUCCUUCACAGGAAGGCUCUCGCGCUACUCAAAUAUAUUGAAGAUGAAACGCAAAAGGGAAAGAAGCCUUUCCGCUCCUUGCGCAGCUUGAAGACAGACCUCGACCUGAUGGUGGAAGGCGACCUGAAUAUUGUCAUGGCUUUUGCUGAGAAGCUGAGGGCUGGACUACACUCCUUUGUAUUUGGGAAGCCAUUCUACACCAGUGUACAGGAGCGAGACGUGCUCAUGAGUUUUUGACUCUUUUACUCUUAUCCUCAUGACUUAUGUUUGUUUCUUAUCUUUAAUUAUUUCUUAUUAUUGUAGCAUUGUCAAUAAGGAACCUGCAAGUAAGCAUUUCAUUGGACGGUGUAUACCAAGGUUAUUAUAGUAAACUAAAAUAAAACCUAAAAUUGUAAAAACAAUAUAGUAAACAAAUAAUAACAUAUGCUGAAACGUAUAAUUUACUGCAAAACGAACUAAAAUGGAAGCCAUCAUAAAUUAUUUGUUUAUUUCCCCUUCUAAACAAAUCUAAUACGAUGUAACCUUUUUUUCUAAUGGGGUUUUUGAGCUUCUGAAUAUGGUGGUUAAGUACUGCCAGUAAAUGCUGACGUUUCAAAUCGGCUUAGUUUGUGCAUUGCUAUCACUAGCUAACAGGGAAGAAAUCUGAGGGCAAGCGCAGAGCCGGACUGGGCUAAGCUAGAACAGCUUGUAAAGUUGGAGCCGUUCACAAUCUACAACGACAAACUUCAGACUGGGAGCCAGUUGCUGUCUGAUGUGGUGCUGUGCCUUCUCACUUGCAAUCUACUACUACUGGGGGAGAGAGUGAGAAAGUCACCUCUAGCAAGGAUGGCUGUUUAUCCUAAGCUGUGGCACUGGAUCUGGUUGUUGCCCCUGCAUCCCAAGAGUUCGUGGAGAGAAUAUUCUUUGUCCGUGGGCAACUGUCAUCAGGCUUGAGAAACCGAACGACCACCUCUCUGGAACGCAGUCUUCUUGAAGAUGAACCAGAAUCUUGUUUGGUGGAGCAGAAACACACACAAGCUGGCUGGCUUUGAACUGAUAGAUUUGUGAAUGUGUUGCUUAUGUUUUUGCUGUUGCAGCCAUUUUUAUUAACCUAUUUGAAGGGCUUAGUCAGUGAUACAUGUUUAAUAUUACAUAAACAUAACAUGUCAAAUGUGCCAUGACUUCAUUUGUUUUUUCCUUUCUGUCAGGUAAAGGUACUUGAUUCUUAUAUCUGCUACUAAAUUUAAAAAAGCAUUGGAUUUGUGUUAACAUGGGCAAGAGUUUCCUUCCACCAUAAUUCUUGCACCAGUCUUGGUGUUUAUCCUUUUAAAUCCAAGUCACAUUAGGAUUGAUUUAUAAUUUAAACCUAACCAAACCUAUCUCCUGGACAUGGAGUUGUAUGGAGUCCUCUAGUGUAGGGUUUCCAAAUCUCAGUCCUGGGCCAUAGACUUGAUCCCUCUUGAUGAACCGGUUGGAGUCAUGAUAGCCGGGUCAUCGGGUGGGAUCAGCCAAUUAAGUUUACUUGUUAAGAAGAAAAUGUACUAUUUCAAUAUGGAGAAGUGACACCCCCCCCCCCCCCAACUAACUAUAGACCCACAACACAAAUGGCUCCUGUUUUUAUCAAACAAACUAAAGAAAAACUAGUAAACCAAGUCUGAUCUAACAAACUGAAUUUCAAAUGAAAAACAAUAGAAAUAACAUUAAAUUCCAAAACUAUAAUAACCUUGACGUAUACCAUGCGUAUCCUGUACAUACAACUAAUAAAACUUACCCAUUUCAAGAUGUGAUAGUUAAGACAUUUACAUGUGAUUUGUCCAAAAGCUGCCUUUUAUUAGGGAGAGAUUUUCUGUCCACUAAACAGUGUUUGAAAUGUGCAAAAACAAUACAGAAUUUCCAAAGGUCCACA